Westerdykella ornata is the source of this 1455-nucleotide messenger RNA. RefSeq lists its product as uncharacterized. The transcript has a single exon. Bases 125 to 1111 code for a protein of 328 amino acids. The record is from RefSeq and is a predicted model, not a curated record. NCBI's taxonomy places the organism in Eukaryota, Fungi, Ascomycota, Dothideomycetes, Pleosporales, Sporormiaceae.
AAUCAAUCAUUCAUUCCCCUCCAGAUGCGAUAAUUAGACCAGAAUCAACCUCAACUUUAUUGUAGAGAGCCAUAACACACCUCACGCGGCCGUUUAACUUCCACGGUGACACAUUGAACACACAAUGGGAUGGUUAUGGGGUAGCAGCGAGAGCUCCGAAACCAAGGACAAGCUCGAUCCCUCUCUCCGCGACUUUCUCGAAUCCGAAGCACCUACAGGACCCAAGCCUGCCCUGCCCUCCCGGCCGAAACCGAAGUCCGAGGAGGUCGCUAAAACCUCACCAAAAGAGAAAUCCGUUGACUCUGAGCGACCCGUCGUGCCACCCGAAUCGCAGUUUCAGGACGGAAGAUAUGCCCAUCUAUGGAAGAGUUAUACUCCCCAGCAAACCCUGCUGGAUCAGAGCAAAGGGGAACAGGAAAAGUUGAAGGAUAUUGUCGACGCCUAUAAUGACAGAAGGGCGGAAAUUGGCCGCGUUGCGAUGGAAAACUGUGCGUUGGAGUAUAUGGAACAGUUCCAAUGUAUGAAAAAUCCCAGCUUCAAGCAGGCGAUAACAGUCUGCCGGGAGGAGACCAGGAAGUUCAAUCGGUGCUACGACUUGCAAGCUAAAUUCUUGAAAGCUUUGGGCUUUCUGAGCAUGGAGAAGAGAAGCGCUGAGGAGGACGAGAAGAUACAAAUGCACGCUGACAAGCUUUAUCAGCAACUGAUGGAGCAAGAAGCACUGAUCGCCAAGGCAAAAGAAGAGGGACAGCCUAUACCCCAGUUUGAGAGCGUCCUAUCAAAACGAAACAUUGCACAAGCCAUGGGUGGAAAGCCUCUAGGCUCUCCGCAACAGGGGUUAACGAACAGCCAAGACAUGGACGAGGACAAUGAAGUAUGGAGCCAGAUAAAACCAGAAAGACGGGCGGAGUACGAACAGAAGCUGGCAGAACUUCCGGAAGAAGACCGAGAGUUCGAACGCAAGGCGCUCCUCGCCGAGUUGCGUGCGCAGACCGGGAUGGCGAAGAAGGUGGAGGCGGCUUUCGUAGAAGAGCGCAUAAACCGGCUAAAGCGUAGAGAGGCCGGUCAAUCCACUGUUGGGGAUGUCAUAAAACGUCUCUGGGGUUGGGACUGAAGGGAUCAAGACGGCUGUAGGAUGCGAGUUGUAAUUCUAUGUAAGACUAUCUGAGACCUCUUACUCUGGAAAUCAUGGUAAUGUUAUGGGUUGUGUCUAUCCAUGGGUCUAAGUCUCAGUUUUGGGCCCUCGACCGAUAAGCGGCAGUCCAAGAUUUGCGCAAUGUCCGUCUCCUCUAUACUGAAUCGAGGAGUGCUGAAUUCCUCGGGAGUCAGUUCCGCCUUCGGCUACCAGACGCGAGAAACCCGUAUUGAGCGCACGAGUGUGGACUGUCUUCUACCUGGGCACCGGACUCUCCGGACAUUUCGAGCAUUCACCGCUGCAUAGCCUGACACCUCGUUGCA